This is a messenger RNA of Entrophospora candida, 1113 nucleotides long. NCBI's taxonomy places the organism in Eukaryota, Fungi, Glomeromycota, Glomeromycetes, Entrophosporales, Entrophosporaceae. The record is from the annotation of a GenBank genome assembly.
AUGCCAAGACCAUUGUUGCAACCUUUAACUCAUGGAUAUCGACGUAUACCAGUUCUUCAGAUUGGAUCAGAUAUAUUUGUUGAUACACUUUUAAUUAUAGAAGAAUUGGAAAGAAGGUAUCCUGAACCAUCAUUAUUUCCUAAAAGAAUUAAAUCAAAUAAAAGUGAUAAAGGACUUGGAUAUGCUAUGGCAAUAUAUUUUUUCCAAGCAAGUUCUACCAUAAUGCUAAUUCCUGAAGAUCCAAACACAUCAACAAUUUUCAAAUCUCAAGAAUUUUUAAAUGACCGAUCUUUAUUGAUGAAUAAGAAAAUUGAACCCAAUAAAUUAAAAUCGUUUCGACCAUUUAUUCUUGAUACACUGAGAUCAAAUUAUGAAUGGAUUGAAUUACAAUUAUCAGAUGAUCGACAAUGGUUUUUAGAUACAAAUACACCAAGUAUUGGUGAUAUUCAUGUUGCAAUGAAUAUUUGGUUUUUAAAUUUUACUAAAAAUGCAAAAGAAUUUGAAAAUAUUUCUGAAUUGUAUCCUAAAACUCAUCAAUGGUUUAAUAGAUUUAUCAAAUUUAUUAAAGAAAAUCAACAACAUAAACCUUUAAAAAUUUCUGGUGAGGAAGCACUGGAAAUUGCUAAAAAUUUUAAACCAUCAUCAUAUUAUUAUAAUAAUGGUAAUAAGAAAUUAGGAAAUAAAAAAAUUGGUGAUAAAGUUAUUAUUUCACCUGAUGAUUAUGGUAAAGUACCUGUUAAGGGUACCAUUUUGAAUAUUAGCGAUAGAAAUAUUGCUAUAAGACCAAUUGAUGUUGAUAAAACUGGCAUUGAUGUAGUUAUUUGGUUUCCUAUAGCUGGCUAUAAUUAUUAUUCUUUAUUGGUUUUACCAAAAAGUAUAACUCAAUACUACAAAAGCAAUAGUAACCUAAUUCAGGACAUGGCACUUUUGAUAUGUCUUUUUAGUUCCCUAGACAAAUUCUUGGAUGAUGAUGAGAAUCAAAAGAAUAAAAGUAGUAAAAGGCUUAACACGAAUAACCAAUGCCAAGCCAGAUCGUUAGCUGAAACAAUGAGAAGAAAGCUAAAGGAGAUGAAAGCUGAAAAUAAAGAAACAAAGGAUCAGACUGAAAAAUAA